AUGGUGAUGAUGAUGAUGAUGAUGAUGGCCAGGGCCAUCAGUGAUGAUGUUGAUGAUGAGGAUGGUUCGCCUUCGUCUUCUUCGUUUACAGGUUUUGAGAUGUUUGUGGCAAGUGACAUUUUAAAGACGGAGUACAAAGCUAAGGGUGUUUCUAAAAUAGGUGUUGGAGAACUUGAGGCUAGGCCGCAUAUGAUGGAUAGAAUAAGGUUUAAAUGUAAGAAGGGAGGGAUUGAAAAAAGUGAAGGGUCUAAUGUUACUGGUUGCAAAAUGUUUGUUUAUGGUAGAGUGAAAAAUGGAGAGUUCGUACUUGUUAAUUGUGAUUUAAAUCAUAAUCACCCUCUAAGUCCCGAUUGUAGUAGAAUGAUGGUUAAUUAUAGAAGCAUUGAUGGACCGACCUUUGAUAGGAUAAUGAUAAAUGAAAGGGCGGGUGUUAGCAUCAUUAGAAACUUCGGGACGCAAUUGAUUGAAAAAGGUGGUUUUGAUAAUAUGACAUUUAACAAAAAGGAUGUGAGGAACGCCAUAGCUGUUGAACGUCGUAAAACAAUGUUUGAGAAAGGAGAUGCUGCCGGUCUUGAAGAGUAUCAUAUGCCAUUUGCUCCCUUUGUUAGCGUCAACCAUCAUGGUAAAUCGAUAGUCUUCGCUGCCGCUUUAACCUCACACGAAGACACUGAAUCAUUUAUUUGGGCGUUUGAGGAAUGGCUGAAGUGCAUGGGGAAGCCUCCCAAGGGUAUUUUGACCGAUCAAGACAAGGCAAUAGGUAGAGCCAUAAGUGAAGUUUUCUCCGGUGUUCCACACAGGCUUUGUUUGUGGCACAUGUUACAGAAUGCUUCUCGCAAUCUAGGCAAGCUUGCAGAAUGGAAAAGCAUUGAUACACUCAUCCGAACAGCUGUCCACGAUAUGGUUGAUCCUAAUGAGUUUGAUGAGGCUUGGUGCCUUGUGAUGGACAAAUAUAAUCAACGUGGUAAGGGGUGGAUGCAGGAUGCGUAUGAUAACCGUCGGCAAUGGGCACCAGCCUACAACCGAGGCACAUUUUGGGCUGGAAUGUCAUCUACCCAAAGAAGUGAAGGAAUGAAUCGUUACUUCAAAAUUCAUGUAGACUUAGAAUGUGGAUUAGUCCAGUUUAUUAAGAACUACGAGUUUUGUAUGAAUAUAAAGGCUGAGGAAGAGAAGGAGGAUAAUUUUGAUAGUGUAGAUACGCCUCCUCAACUUGAUGUCGAUAAGAGUGUGUUAGCCGAGUAUGUUUUCCAUAAGGUUUACACGAACGCGAUGUUCGCUGAUUUUGUGCAUGAGCGUAAAGGUUUAACCCACACAAAUGUUACCAGAACUGAUUCACUAGGGUCACUUGUAUUGUAUAGAGCAGAUGAGAAGCUAACCUCCCCCCAUUGGAGGAAAAGGUAUAAGAGCUAUAACGUUAAAGUAGAUAAGGUUAAAGGGGAGCUAAGUUGUUCAUGCCUGUUGUUUGAAUUUAGAGGUAUUUUAUGUAGGCACAUAUUGAAAGCCAUGGAUGUGGAGGAUUUUCAAUUUGUACCGGAAAAGUAUAUACUCGAUAGAUGGAGGAAGCAAGUUAGGUCAUACGAGAUCAUUAGGGUUUCAUACUAUGAUCCGGAAGAAUCUAAACGGCUAGCAAAAGCUAAAGAGCUCACUCAAAGGCAUAAUUAUUUGAGAGAAUUAGCCAUGCAUAAUGAGGAAGCCUACAAGUUGUAA
This is a messenger RNA of Spinacia oleracea (spinach), 1704 nucleotides long. RefSeq names its product protein FAR1-RELATED SEQUENCE 5-like. The coding region runs from base 1 to 1704 and encodes 567 amino acids. Gene Ontology annotation, molecular function: zinc ion binding. The transcript is spliced from 4 exons. Lineage: Eukaryota; Viridiplantae; Streptophyta; Magnoliopsida; Caryophyllales; Amaranthaceae. The record is from RefSeq and is a predicted model, not a curated record.